GGGUAUAAAAUAAUGCUGCCCCCUUUGUAGUGCCAUUUGGCACAUGGUAGGGAGCUUGGUAGGAGUCCGCUCAUUUCCCAAAUGUAAGGGUUAAACAGUCCAGGAAAUUAUAUGAUGCAUUGGCUAAUUGAUAUCAAGCCACAGCAGGCUUACACACUCGCUACGUCACAUCACUUCCAGUCUAGACACUGUCAUUUGUCAGUUAAUUGGGUAAUAUCAACUUAACCAGGGUUAAUUUCUCGGAGAAUGUGCUCACACACUUACACACACACACACACACACAGAGAUUUCCAAUUUGUAUUAAAACCGAUUAAUGACAGCCAUCCACUGAGAUCCUUCCAAAGAUCUGAAACUGAAACAUGUCUGCUUCAAAAAUCACAUAAAAAAAUAAUAAAAACCCAGCAUGAUACAGGGCAUUAUCAUCCAACAUUUCCCAGAGUAUAAAAUCUUGUCUGUUUCAGGCGCUCCACUGCUUAACUGCACUCAGCUGAUGACGCACCGUUACAUAAGCACACAAAGCUAGUGGCAAUGAUCUAUUUUCCCGUUUGACCCAUCUGAGUGCUCAUGAGAAACUCAGCAUGUCAGUGUUCCGUGUGUGAUGGGGUUGUUUGUGAUGCUGUGCAUAGCAACAGCCACCAACACACACGUGCGUUAUUUUUAGCAUGUUUAUUCGUCCUGGGGAAUGUAGUCUGCUGUGUCUCUGACAGAACAGAGACGCUGUAUUGUUCUCGGUCAUAAUUCCUGUUAUAAGCAAAAAACAUGACAUUUUCAUAUUACAAUCAUUUCCAGACGUUUUAUAUGUUAGCGUUAGCUAGUUAGUAAAGAGUGUGCUGGGAAACAUAGCUAGCUAACUGUUGGGUGAUGUUAGCCAUGCUUAAUGUAAACAAAAUGAUUGCUCAGAUACAGUUGUCUAUUCACUCUGUUUGCUACAAUUUUCCACAUAAAAUUCUACUCACUUUUGUGGUAUAAUUCAGACGACAAAGCUUUCUAACCGUUCUAGUGGUUCGGACAGAGCUGAAAUCAGUUAGCAGUUGAUGCUAAGUGUAAUUAAGGUGUUAUUAUAGUUAUAUAGAGUCUUUUCCUUGUGAUUUAUCAACACAUCUGAGGGAAAUGUUAUUAUUCUUGACUUGUUCUGUCUUGUUUCGACUCUCUCUGUGCCUUCACACCGCUCAUUUAAACUGCUUAAUGGUUUGCUAGGUUGGGGGGUUCGAUUCCCACCUCUGCUGUGUGUGUGCAGCGUUUGCAUGUUCUUCCUGUGCUUCCAGGGUUUCCUCCAGGUACGCCGGUUUCCUCCCCCAGUCCAGAGAUGUGCAUUGUAGGCUAAGUGGCAUCCCUAAAUUGUCCAUAGUGUGUGAAUGUGUGUGUGAUUGUGCCCUGAGAUGGGUUGGCACCCUGUCUGGUGUGUCCCCCACCUUGUUCCCCAAGUUCCCUGGGAUAGUCUCCAGGCUCCCUGUGACCCCGUGUAGGAUAAACGGUACAGAAAAUGGAACGGAUGGAUAGUAAUAAGUAGAUAGAUGUCUUAUUAAUUUCAAGAUAAAAAGAGAGGCUGGUGAGGGAAUGGCUGUUUACAACUUCUAUAACAUAAGUGAUAACAGGAAUUUGCUUAAUGGACAUUAAACAAUAACAAUACACGGAUAAAAAGUACAACAUGCUGUUCUUGUUGGCUGUCGGUGACCAUACAUCAUCGAUUCUUAUAAUAGCACUUCCUUAAUUGUUUUAUUCCUAAACUCCAUUAGGAUUACUGUUUUCUUCACCAAAUAACAUUUUCUUGGUCUUCUUACUACCAAGCAUUGUCCAUAAACCCCAUUUAACUUCCCUUGUUCCCACACUCCUUUAAGGUAUUUUUAAGGCUCUUGAACUCCAUUAAGUGCUCUUGGUCCUAAACAUUUCCUUGUCUGUGCACUUGGCAUGGUGUUUUGUCGCCGUGGAUGAUGAGAAAUGGGGGCAUAUGUAUGGGAAAGUGCCCACACAGCCCUGGGCGGGGGUUGUGAAGUCGUUGGCUAGAUGAGAACAGAGAUUGCCUCAGGCAGAGCACUAAAAGGCAUGUCGAACAGGUACUUGUGCAUGUGUGUGUGUGUGUGUGUGUGUGUGUGUGUGUGUGUGUGUGUGUGUGUGUGUGUGUUCAGGAUUGGAGAUGGUUAAUGGGGAACCCAGUGAGUAGGAUUUGCAUUCCACAGCCUCUAUGCCGUAACCAUGGACACACACACACACACACACACACACACACACACACACACACACACACACACAAAUAAAGUCUCUCUCACAUUCUCUCGGUCUGUAUAUCUGACACACACUUUCUCACGCUGUGUUGCAUCCCCCUCUUUUGCAUUUUGAUUGACACUGGCCAAGGCCUGCCUGACUAGGACCAUACCAUUCAUGACGAGGAAAUUGGGGGUGGGCUGCUAAACCAACCAGGCUGAAAAAAAAAAGCUUUUUUUUCAAACUGUUUGAAUGGAAAAUCUCUGGUCUCUUCUCUCUCUCUCUCUCUCUCUCUCUCUCUCUCUCUCUCUCUCUCUCCUGUCCCCCGUCCCUCCCCCCCUCGUCCUUUUCUUCCAAAUAGUCCGAUCCAACCCUAGAGGGGAAAGCGGGAGGGAGGGAGAGUGAGACAGCUGAUCAGUGCUGUGGUAUUCCGAGUUUCGAGAACAGAGAGAGAGAGAGAGAGAGAGAGAGAGAGAGAGAGAGAGAGAGAGAGAGAGAGACACACACACACACGCACACACACAGAUUGAGGAAGCUGACAGAAAAUGAGGAAGAAGCUUUAACUGUCUGUGGAGAACUAGCAGCCCGAAGAGUUUCAACGUCUUUCGGAAGAUAAAGAAAACAAGAGAAUGUGUUAGAAUUAAAGAGAUAGAACAAGUGUGAGUGAGAGAGAGGGAGAGAGCGAGAGAGAGAAAGGGCUUGACAUAUGAAAAAAGAAAACAAACAUCUUGAGAAGAAGAAAGUGGCAUGAAACGUGACUCGAGUGCCACGUGAAGUUUCCUGCUGCUGGAGAAAAACAUCUCAAGAAAGAGAGAGAGAGAGAGCGAGAGAUAAAGAGAGAGAGAGAGAGAGAAACACGGGGUGAGCAAGCUUAAAAUGAGAGGACGGAAAUUUUAAGAAGCAAGAAAACGCGAUGAAAGACGACCCGAGGACAUAGGAGGCUAGAGCGAGACUGAGAGAAAAGAGAGAGAGAGAGAGAGAGAGAGAGAGAGAGAGAGACGAGCUCAGCUGCAGAUCAGUGAAGACGCGUGUGUGCGUCUUUUCAAGAAGAGAUGUCGUGGCUGUCGCCCGUGCAGUGGGCCAAAUGGACCUGGUCUGCCAUGAAAGGAACAGGAGAAGACGAGCAAGAGGAGAACGACGUCCAAAACGGAGAGAUAGACGAAGAAGAUGAUGAGGAAGAGGAGAGAUCUCAGAGCUUCAGGCAAGUCGUCUCUCAUGACAGCAUGACUACAGAUCAACAGGCAUUCAGGCUGGAAAGCUCGGAUUCAGAGGGUCACUUCGAGACACCUGAGACAGAGUCACCUGUCCAUCAACCACUGGCUCCACCCACAACACACAUCACAGAGGAGGACGUUCAGGUGUCCAUCAGCGUAACCUCAGAGCCGAAAGUUACAAACCAGGACAGCUGUCCAAAAUCAGACGCCUAUGGUUUGGACUGUAGCAGCCUCCUUCCGGAAAUUCCGAAGAUGAAAUCUCCUCUGAUUCCUGAAUCCGCAGUGGUGGAAACAGUCACAGCCAGCCCUGUAAACGUGGACGAUAUUCCUCUUCCCAAAAAAUCGUACACCUUGGAACUGGAAACAAAACUUCAGGAUGAAGACGACGCUGGAGCUCAGAAACAAGGAAGUAAAACGGAAACUGAUCAAAAUCAGAAACCCGUAGAAACAGAACAGGGAUGUGAUGUGGACGACGCUCUUCUUCCUGAAAAUUCACACAGUAUAGAAAAGACGUCCGAAUUCCAAGACAACGAUGGAAAGUGCAGAAACUCUCUGUCUCAGAAACCAGGAACCAAACAACGAACCAAACCCACAUCUAAAAAACAGAAGCCCAAAGUGACAGUGGGAGAAAACGACACACACACUUCUCUAAACGUGGACGACAUUCCUCUCCCCAAAACAUCCUACAAUUUUGACCCGAGCCAAUGGGACGACCCCAAUUUCGACCCGUUUGGAGGGAAAAACAAAGUCCAGAACUCUCAGACACUCCCAAAAUCAUGCGAUUUCAAUCCGGAUAACUUCGACGACUCGCUGGAUGCCUUUAAGCCGUCUAACAAGAUCAUUGGAAGCGGCGACUCUGAGAAAACCAACGAUGACAAAACGAAGGAGGAACAGAACAAAGAGUGCCCUCUGGUGGAGGAGAGGAAAAUUAGACAGUCGCCCAAGAAGAGUAAAGACAAGAUAAUCACGAACACGUGCAAAGUGAAGAAGUAUGAGAAUACGUCGUUAGCGCUGGAUGUCUGCAAGCAGGUUGAAGAAGAACAGGAGGAGCGGGUAUGUCACGCCACUGAUGAGGAGAAACUCGCAUCUACGUGCACGAUGCAAAAACACGAUAAAACGUCUAAGACGUCAGUAACAGAAGACGACCUGGAGCUAGUGAAAAAAGAUCAUUUCCCUGAGAAGGAGAUCUGCACACCUAGUGAGAGCUUGGAGAAGACCAGCCCCAACCUUGACUCCAUCGCGCUCAGUGAGAUUGACAAAGCCGCUGUUCUGACUCUCAUCAGAGAGGAGAUAAUCACAAAAGAGAUCGAGGCAAACGAGUGGAAGAGGAAAUAUGAGGAAAGCAGAAUGGAGGUGUUGGAGAUGAGGAAAAUAGUGGCCGAGUAUGAGAAGACGGUAGCACAGAUGAUUGAAGAUGAGCAGAGGAAGAACAUGGGCUCUCAGAAAAGCGUCCAGCAGCUGAUAACGGAGCGGGAUCAGGCUCUGUCCGAUCUCAACUCGGUCGAGCGCUCGCUCUCAGACCUGUUCCGGCGCUACGAGAACAUGAAGACCGUGCUGGAGGGAUUCAAGAAGAAUGAGGAGGUGCUAAAGAAGUGCGCUCAGGAAUAUUUAGCACGCGUCAAACAGGAGGAGCAGCGUUAUAACACACUCAAGAUCCAUGCUGAGGAGAAACUCGACAAGGCGAAUGAAGAGAUUGCGCAGGUGCGUGCGAGGUCGAAUGCGGAGUGUGUGGCGUUGAACGCUAGCCUGAGGAAGGAACAGAUGAAGGUGGAAUCCCUGGAGAGAGCACUCGAACAAAAGAAUCAGGAAAUCGAGGAGCUCACGAAGAUCUGCGAUGAGCUCAUCGCCAAACUCGGUACAGCAAACUGAGCACUAAGCACACCUGGAUUUCAGCUUUCAGCUGAAGUCCUGACUGAACCCCGCCUUCCUUCACACUGCUCCGCUUCCAACGUAGUCUUGCAUGUCUGGAUCUCCAUCCAACGUCUGAAGCGAGGAACUGCAACAUCAGCUAAAGUAAUGCGCUUGUAAUAGAGACUCUUUAGACAUGGAGAGGUUAAACAUGGCACUCUGCAUGAAUCGUCAGCGCUUACUGCAGUUUCUUUAUGAUUUGUGAACCUGAGCGCAUUAGCGCUUUGUGACAGCUCUGCUUUUGGACGCAGUGUGUUUCAUCCGUGAGGUGAAUGAAUGUGUGUGUGUGUGUGUGUGUGUGUGUGUGUGUGUGUGUGUGUCAUCCUUCCUUACAAUACAUGCACUUUGAUGUGUGUGUGUGUGUCUGUCUGUGUGUCUGUCUGUGUGUGUGUGUGUGUGUGUGUGUGUGUGUGUGUGUGUGUGUGUGUGUGUGUGUGUGAGACGACUAUAUUUUCCAGAGUAUAAGACACCGUUCUUUUUUUUUUCUUCUUUUUUUUCGCCCAAUCACAUUAAAAUAUUUGCUUUUGACAUCAAAAUCAUAGUUGUCAUGGCAACCAGAAGCACAGAUAAUACAACAAAGAAAUCUUAUUCACCUAACUGCUAGGAGACGCCAACUGAUGUCCAGUGCUAAGACACAGUAUGUAAGUAAUAAAAAACUGCUCUUAUACCACAAUUUGCCAACACUAAUAAUGUUUUCUCUAUUAAAGAAUGACACGGCAUACUUUUUUAUCCAUUUUUUUGUUACGUUCGGGGUUGUGAAAUGUCUGUGAAACAUCACCACUUACAUCGUAGCAGCUAUAAAGUCAUUCCCUCACCAGCCUUUCCUUUUUUUCUAGUUAGUUGGCAGGAAUUGGCAAAAUGGAGUAAAAGAAAAAUGAUAUACAUAUUGUAGCAUAUAGAAUUAUUUUAGCAGUAGUGAUUGGACAAACUGAAGCCUCUUCAACAAGUCUUAUUAUGGUAAUAUGGUAAAUGUGUAUCUGUGCUUUUUUGUGUGUGUGUGUGUGUUUGAUAAAAGGGUCCAUGCACACGUAUUUUUCUCCCUCGCUCCACAACAACACAAAUGCAAGUGCCAGUGCAAUCCCAUGAUGCACACAGUUUAUUGUAAAUAAGAAUGCAUUCCAUGUUUAUUUUGGAUUAUUAUAAAGGUUUAUGGUUCUGUUAUUUUGUGGGGAUUUAAGCGAAAACGAGAAAGUCUUGCUAACAAAUUAGUGUGUGUAGUGUUCAUUAGUGUCAGCAUUCACACACUGGGAUUUGUGUUUUGCUUGAAUAUUUACAUUUAGUAGUGCACUAAUCCUGUAGGACUGAAAUGUUCCUGGUCCAACAAAGAUGGAGCUUAGAUUUAAUUGGAUUAGCCACGCCGCUAACCUUUCUUUUCACCGCCUAAUGGUUUAGCAUAAAAUUACUGCUCUACAGGUUGCUAUACGAUGUUACGUACUGUAGCUAGCCACUAAUUCAUAUCCAAGUUAGCUCACGAUGAUAUUGUGUAAUUAAAGCAGGUAGCCUAGUUUGCUAGCCGGCUAGAUGACCUGAGGUAAAAUAUUUUAUUGCGUAAUUAAAUCCAGUACGUCAGUAUGGAAGUUAAAAGAGAGGUCAGUGGUGGUGCCGUACGAUCACGUUUGCGAUUGGCUAAUCAAAUGUAAGUGAAGCUCCGCCCUUAUUGAUUCAGUGACAUGUUAAACAGCGGCAUUGUAUUAUAUCUUAUAUUUAAUCAGGUGUGACGCACAAAGAGAUCAAAAUGAACUGAAAGUGAUCAAACUUGAACUUUUAUUCGAUCUUCUUUUUAUGAAGGUAGAAAAAAACGACUUUUUAAUUAUUAUAAUUUUUAAAAAAUCAUUUCGCUAAUUACACUUUAAGCACUUCUGAGAUCAAGAGGGACCGUUUAUCAAACGGCGAAUGGACUUGAGGUUUUUUCUUCCUUCUUUUUUUUUUUUUCCUCUUCCAGCAAUUUAACACUUUUCUUUGCUUGGAAACUUUGAUUCGUCUUUGUGUUUUCAAGUGUUUCAGUACUGCUUUUGACCUGCCCUUGUUGACUUCGUUUAAGUUCGUUAGACGUUGGGCGUUAGCAAUGUAGCGCUCAGGAACUUAUCCGGAAGGCAUUGCUGUGGUGUGACUUUGAAAACUGUCGGAGGUUUCUAUGUGUAAAAUAGAACAGUUUAAUUAUUCAGUCAGAGUUCUUAUUAUUUUUUAAGUCUGUACUUGUCAGCUUGUGAAACUGUGGUACUUUACUGCGAUAGCUAAUUGGCACACGAGAUAGCUAGCAUGCUAGUUAUUUAGCUAGUUAGGCAGUUGAUAAAGUGUUUUAAAGAAAAUAAAUCCGUACAAAUCGCCAAGGAAAUUGUAAAUAUCAUCAUCUUAUUUUGUAAUGUUUUACCUAGCAAACCAGCUGAUUAGCAUGCUAGUGGCCUAGCAAGGCCAUAUCUGAGUGUGUACAUCUCUAGCUUGUGUGUGAGCAAUAACAACGAAUGCGUUUCAUUCUUAACACCGUAGACAAUCGUGCGAUGUGAGCGGAAAUCAUCAAGUGUGUGUUGAAAACGGUAUUGGAACACUUCACCUUUGUGAAGGAACAAAAUAUUUUUAUAGAAAUCCUGUUGGACUGACAAUCCGCCUUUUGCUCUGUGCCUGUUGCCAAAGUGACGCCAGUCAAGCUGCCCGGUGUCAUAUCCCACAAUGCCCAGCGUGUCAUAUGCAAUAGCUGCCAAAAUGUGUGUACUGAUAUACAGUUUAUUGUUUAAUCUUCAAAACGUAGUCACAUUCAGGACGGUUUUUAUAAAGAAGUGUCCUUCUCUGAGAAUCGAUCCCAUCGUUCUGUGCACCUCACGAGUUUAACAUGAAAGCACGGAAAACACGGUGGACGCUCCUUCCUUCCUCUUCCUGUUUCCUCUCUUUUUUUUUUUUUUUUUUUUCUUCUUAAAUACACCAUGAUGAGAUCCUGAGAGUAUGCUUAAGAGGGAUUGGGAGUUCAGUGAUGAUGAUGAUGAUGAGGAUUUGAUAUGUGCACAUUCUUAUAGCGCUGAACUCUGGCUUGUGUUUGUGUGUGUGUGUGUGUGUGUGUGUGUGUGUGUGUAUUCAUUUGUGUUCAUGUUUGUACAGUGGGAGAGAAAGAGAGCUGCACAGAAAUCAUGUUUACUAAUAUAUUCCUUCUCUAUAUUAUAUUCUAUAUUUUGUGCAUAAAGUGUUGCCUGAAUUAAAGGUAUUAGAACGUA
Messenger RNA from Ictalurus punctatus (channel catfish), 8527 nucleotides. RefSeq names its product transforming, acidic coiled-coil containing protein 1 (gene tacc1). Gene Ontology annotation, cellular component: cytoplasm. Gene Ontology annotation, biological process: mitotic spindle organization; cerebral cortex development; cell population proliferation. The transcript has 13 exons. NCBI's taxonomy places the organism in Eukaryota, Metazoa, Chordata, Actinopteri, Siluriformes, Ictaluridae. The coding region runs from base 3255 to 5285 and encodes 676 amino acids. The record is from RefSeq and is a predicted model, not a curated record.